Messenger RNA from Phlebotomus argentipes, 591 nucleotides. RefSeq lists its product as uncharacterized. The transcript has 3 exons. Bases 128 to 583 code for a protein of 151 amino acids. The record is from RefSeq and is a predicted model, not a curated record. Lineage: Eukaryota; Metazoa; Arthropoda; Insecta; Diptera; Psychodidae. Gene Ontology annotation, biological process: positive regulation of voltage-gated potassium channel activity; regulation of synaptic transmission, cholinergic; sleep.
CUGGGUUUCGACGAGUACUGUCAAUCUGUCAGGGCGUGUCACGGCAAGUUGUCAUACAGUGUUUGUGUUUGCGUGUUUUCUGCCAAUUUUCCGCAUUUUCCUGAUUUUCCUUGCCAUACCUUCCAAAAUGCCCUCCCAAAGGAGCUUCCUGCUCAUCUGCGCGUCGAUUGUGCUGGUGGUGUGCGUGCAGCAAGGCCUCUCAAUAAAGUGCUGGGAAUGCAGAUCGGAUGAGGAUCCAAAGUGUGGCGAUCCGUUUGACAAUAGCACACUUGUAAUCACCGAUUGUACCCAAUCGCCACAAUUGGAACACCUGCCCGGAGUCAAAGCGACAAUGUGCAGGAAGAUCCGCCAGAAGGCCCACGGGAAGUGGAGGUACUUCAGGAGUUGCGCGUACAUGGGAGAGCCCGGAAUUGAGGGCGACGAGCGCUUCUGUCUGAUGCGAACGGGAACAUUCAACAUAUUCCUGGAGUACUGCACUUGUAACAGCAAGGAUGGCUGCAACACAGCCGCCUUACCCUCCUUCGCACCAUCAAAUGGCUUCCUGGCUGUCCUCGUGCCGCUGCUCGCCUGGAGAUUCGGGUAAAAGUCUUC